This is a messenger RNA of Physcomitrium patens, 2363 nucleotides long. Its product is annotated as succinate dehydrogenase [ubiquinone] flavoprotein subunit, mitochondrial. The record is from RefSeq and is a predicted model, not a curated record. Lineage: Eukaryota; Viridiplantae; Streptophyta; Bryopsida; Funariales; Funariaceae. Gene Ontology annotation, cellular component: respiratory chain complex II (succinate dehydrogenase). Gene Ontology annotation, biological process: mitochondrial electron transport, succinate to ubiquinone; tricarboxylic acid cycle. Gene Ontology annotation, molecular function: electron transfer activity; flavin adenine dinucleotide binding; succinate dehydrogenase (quinone) activity.
CCCCUUCCUUGUCCUCCUCAUUUGGGUCUUCAGUUCUUCAAUUACAUGUGGUCUGUGGGUUUUUGUUGCACUUCGGGUGAUCGUGUGGAGUCUUCUCUUCGUACACGUUGAAGCUGAGUUCAUGGUUCAUUGGUCCUUGGCGAUCGACACAUGCCUUUGAAGGUCUCGUGGAGGACAGUUGUAGGAAUUUAGCAGGAGUGAGGUAGCGCAGGAGGAGGGGUUGGUAGUUUGGUGGUCGCUACAAUGCUGAGGCGGGUGGUGGAGAGUUCCACGAAGCGUUUGCUACGGCAGCGGAAUGGGGCGCUGGCACGGAGCCGAUCUCAGCAGCCGAAACGCGGUUUUGCGGUGGAUGCGAAGUCAUAUCCCAUAGUGGAUCAUACAUAUGACGCCAUUGUUGUUGGAGCGGGAGGGGCUGGUCUUAGAGCUGCUAUUGGGUUGUCCGAGACUGGAUUCACUACCGCUUGUAUCACGAAACUCUUCCCGACGAGGUCUCACACGGUUGCGGCACAGGGUGGUAUCAAUGCAGCCUUGGGAAACAUGACUGAAGAUGAUUGGAGGUGGCACAUGUAUGACACUGUAAAAGGAAGUGAUUGGCUAGGUGAUCAAGAUGCCAUUCAAUAUAUGUGCAGAGAAGCUCCGAAGGCAGUCAUUGAAUUAGAAAACUAUGGACUUCCGUUUUCGCGUACCGAAGAUGGCAAGAUAUAUCAGCGUGCUUUUGGUGGUCAAAGUUUGAACUUUGGCAAAGGUGGUCAAGCAUACCGAUGUGCAGCUGCAGCAGAUCGCACUGGACAUGCUAUGCUUCAUACCUUGUAUGGACAAGCCAUGAAGCACAACACUCAAUUUUUUGUUGAGUACUUUGCUCUUGAUCUGAUUAUGGAUGAACAAGGUGCUUGCAGAGGAGUGAUUGCAUUGAAUAUGGAAGAUGGCACUCUUCAUCGCUUCCGCGCAAUGAACACGAUUCUUGCUACUGGGGGCUAUGGACGUGCAUAUUUCUCUGCAACCUCUGCGCACACGUGCACUGGAGACGGCAAUGCUAUGGCUGCUCGCGCUGGCAUUCCUCUACAGGAUUUGGAGUUCGUUCAGUUUCACCCGACUGGAAUCUAUGGUGCUGGCUGUCUUAUUACUGAAGGGUCUAGGGGAGAAGGAGGUAUCUUGCGAAACAGUGAGGGAGAGAGGUUUAUGGAAAGAUAUGCACCAACUGCCAAGGAUUUGGCAUCACGAGAUGUUGUUUCACGAUCAAUGACCAUGGAAAUUCGUGAAGGACGUGGUGUUGGACCCGAGAAGGAUCACAUUUACCUUCACCUGAACCACUUGCCCCCCGAAGUGCUGAAAGAACGACUUCCUGGAAUUUCGGAAACUGCUGCUAUUUUUGCUGGUGUGGAUGUGACGAAGGAACCCAUUCCUGUUCUCCCAACAGUGCAUUAUAACAUGGGUGGUAUCCCCACUAAUUACCAUGGCGAAGUUUUGACAAAGAAAGGUGAUGAUCCAGAUUGCAUGAUUCCCGGGUUGAUGGCAGCUGGUGAGGCUGCAUGUGCUUCUGUGCAUGGAGCUAAUCGACUAGGAGCUAACUCACUUCUUGACAUUGUGAUUUUUGGGCGCGCUUGUGCAAACCGAGUGGCCGAAAUGUUCAAGCCUGGACAAAAGCAGCCUGAGCUUCCGAAAGACGCGGGAGAAAAGACAAUAGCAUGGUUGGACAAAUUGCGAUAUGCCAAUGGAGAUAUCCCAACAGCAAACAUUCGUAACAAAAUGCAGCGUGUCAUGCAAAAUAAUGCUGCCGUCUUCCGAACUCAAGAGACUUUAGAGGAGGGUUGCAAGCUUAUUGACGAAACCGUAGAUUCUCUCUCGCGUGUCAAAACCAACGACCGCAGUCUAACAUGGAACACUGACUUAAUUGAGACAAUUGAAUUGGAGAACCUUCUUAUCAAUGCAUCAGUCACCAUGCAUUCAGCAGAGGCUCGCAAGGAAAGCCGUGGGGCUCAUGCUCGUGAGGACUUUACUACACGAGACGACGAAAAGUGGAUGAAGCACACACUUGGGUAUUGGGAGAAUGACAGGGUAAGGUUGGAUUAUCGUCCAGUUCACAUGAACACAUUGGAUGAUGAGGUGGAAACUUUCCCACCUAAGGCUCGUGUGUAUUAAAGAACUUAUGUCCCGCUGUUUAGCAGUAGUAAAUGUGCAGAAUUCCAGCGUCUCCAGUGACCUUGAUUCCUUGGUUGUAAUCGGCAUCUGUUUUUAAACAGAGUGGGGCAAUCUCAAGGUGUCGCUUGCAUGUUAUCACGCAAACAGUACUCAAAUAACCUCCACGAUUAAUAAUGAUAUUCUUUUGGUCGUAGUAUCUUCUUACUACGCUGAUGAAUCCAUUA